CCCUCCCCUGGAUACUUAAGAUCAUAGAACCCCGAUCUUUAUGUUCACUGUUCAGCAGUUUAAAGUUCUAUCAACGUACAUACAAGCCUCAUGUAUUUUUCUCAUAGUUUGCACCUUUUCUCACUGAGUAUAGCUGUCUUGGUAUAUAAACUCAGCAACCUCCUUCCAAGUUCUCACUUUCCACGGCAUCAUUGCUUUCUACUUGUCUCUAUGCCUACGAGUUUUCUUGGCUUGAGAUCACGUAUCCUUACUAAACUUCUUGAGUGGAAAUUACAACAUGGAAGGGAAAACAAGCAAAAGUCCAUGAAUCCAUUACUUCCGUAACCUUCCAAUUUUGGUUGAAUCUGUUCACCACACUGCUAACAAGAUCAAACGAGGGGAGGGAAAUGGUUGGAAGAGAGGGCAAGGAGAUUAGACUCGAAAGCGCAAAAAUUGGCCAUCACCGGUAUUCCGGGAUGCUGUCCACGUAAAUACCCCUGGUGGGUUUUCCAGGGGCAAGCUGACGAACUGCUUUACAGUUGAAUUAAAAGAAUUGGUGGCAAAUGGUUACUCGGACGGGGAAAAUACAUGAGACACCUAUGGAAUAGGGAGCGAAAGCAAAAAGAAAAGACCAGGAAAAACCGCCCUAUCUUAGUUUGGUUAGCCCUUUUGUAUAUUUAUUAGUUGACGGUUCGGAAGUCAAUCUAGAUAAGAGCAUCGCACCAAACACUUGUACAGUACCAACUAG
This is a messenger RNA of Aspergillus alliaceus, 727 nucleotides long. RefSeq lists its product as uncharacterized. Lineage: Eukaryota; Fungi; Ascomycota; Eurotiomycetes; Eurotiales; Aspergillaceae. The coding region runs from base 91 to 324 and encodes 77 amino acids. The transcript has a single exon. The record is from RefSeq and is a predicted model, not a curated record.